GGUAUUAGGGAAAUUCAAAAAUAAAAAUAUAUAAAAUGUUGCAUAACCUCUAACUCUACACAAAAUUUUCGAAAAAUGAUUUCACUCACUCGUCACGUCUUAAUUCCAGUCGUUUUUCUGCUCAUAUGCAUACGUAAAUAUAGAGAAAGCACCUGGGGCAAAUGUAAAAAUAAAGUUAAACUCGAUGGGAAACUUGCGAUUGUGACCGGUGCAAACUCGGGAAUCGGUUACCAAAUCGCGAAGGAACUGGCAAGUCGCGGUGCCCACGUGAUAAUGGCCUGUCGAAAUCUGGGAAGGGCGGCUACAGCCGUGCGAAAAAUUAAACAGGAGUUAAGCUGCUCGUCGAUUAUCAUACCUAUGGAGCUCGAUUUGGAAUCGGUGGACUCAAUCUUACUCUUCGUCGACGAAAUUGAAGCCACGUACUCUUCGGUUCACAUUUUAGUAAACAACGCGGGCGUUUCACAUCCUUCAAGUACUCGUUGUAAGACAAAGCACGGUUUCGAAAUUCACUUUGGCGUAAACUACCUCGGCCAUUUUAUACUGACCAAUCUGUUGAUGGGAUUGCUCGAUCGAGAAACGAGCCGCAUUAUCGUGAUAUCAUCUUUAAUGCACGAACGAGGGAAAAUAUACUUGGAUGACUUGAACCUCGAACGAACCAUCUCGAAGACUGAUCCUUACGCAAACUCGAAGUUGGCGAAUAUUUAUUUUUGCAAGGAACUCGCCAGACGCACCGAGGGAAGGCCCAUAAGCGUGUACGCUGUCUGCCCGGGCUGGGUGUAUACGAAUUUAUUUCGGCAUCAAAAUCUGAAGUGGUAUCAGAUUCUGCUAAGUCUUCCGUUCGCAUUUUUAUUUAUGAGAACGCCGACUCAGGGUGCCCAAACUGCCAUUUACUGUGCGACCGAGCCAGAUUUAAAAAAUGGUCAAGUUUACAGGGAUUGUAAGGAGUAUCGGUCGAAGGUGAACUUUGAUCAAGGCGUGUCGAAGAAAUUGUGGGAAAUAAGUCGUGAUUUUGUGAAAACGAUCCAUAGUAAUGUGAAAUUGUGGGAUCUCUAUGGAUCGUCGUUUCUAUGAAGUAUCUCGUCAGUCAUUGUUAAAUAAAUGUCAACUUUUGUUUUCCG
Messenger RNA from Photinus pyralis (common eastern firefly), 1118 nucleotides. Its product is annotated as retinol dehydrogenase 14-like. The transcript has 3 exons. The coding region runs from base 76 to 1071 and encodes 331 amino acids. The record is from RefSeq and is a predicted model, not a curated record. NCBI's taxonomy places the organism in Eukaryota, Metazoa, Arthropoda, Insecta, Coleoptera, Lampyridae.